Molecule: messenger RNA, 4320 nt
Organism: Nyctereutes procyonoides (raccoon dog)
Lineage: Eukaryota; Metazoa; Chordata; Mammalia; Carnivora; Canidae
Gene: CUNH15orf62
Product: chromosome unknown C15orf62 homolog
Exons: 1
Coding region: 2387-2914 (175 amino acids)
Source: RefSeq, a predicted model, not a curated record
CCCUGGGGGACACAGUGGGGCACCAGCGGUCAGGGCCGUGCCCGCAGGGCACAGCCCCGCAUUCCAGACUUGCAGGACUGGGCCUAGGCUGAACCUGAGUCAAGGAGUGAGGACGCCCGGGCCCUGUCAGCGGGCUCCCCUCGUCCAUCUCCAGCAGCUCUCGGCCCCCCGCCCCCAGGCCUUCCAUGGGUCAGCCCUGCUCCAUCUUCUCAUCUGGGGCUGAAUCACACUCCAUGGCCAGCCAGGCCCUGGCUCCCUUCAUUUCCUCCCUGUCCUGUAUUUGACACUCCUUUCCUGGUUCUCACCGGUUUCCGGUGAAGGGGUUGUGCGAGGUGCAGAAACGUACUCCAAGAGCACAGCCCCUCCCAGCUGCCUCCCUCCCGCCAUCGGGCUCCUGCCAGGCUCCUGCCAGGCUGGAGGGGAGGGAGCCCUACCCUAGACGCAGCCUCAAUGGGCCUGGCGUUGGGAGAAGCAAGCAUGAGGCCGCUUGCCUCCUAAAAAUACACACCAGGGCUGCCGGAGGGCAGAGCCUGUGUCUUUUUCUUUUAUGAUCUUGCCAGCACAGUGCGGGGGAUUAAAGAGUGCUCUACGUUAGUAAUCAAAAGAAUAAUAAACAACCAACCCAGUGCACCAAGGCUGUGGGGUGGAGCGACAGCUCUGGCGGAGCUCUGAUCCACCAACUCCACACCCUGAUAAGGUCUGCAGUGGGAAUGAAAUCACCUCUUCCAUGAAGAGGUGUGGGAAGUGUGAAGCCCACCCGAACUGGCGCAGAAGUGAGCCAGGCCAGGGGUUGCAACGCAGGGCCGACUGCUGAGCCGUGUUCGAGACCCAGUGAGUGUGCACUCACGGAAAAAGCCAGGGAGGGAAGUUCAGUGGUCAGUGACCUGGGGAUUAUGAAGGGAGUGGCUGGGGUUAAUAUGCCAGACCGUGGCCAACAGGUUUGAAGCAAGGGCUGUACAGAACCAGGAAGUGUGACUCAGCCCGGAUCCCCCUACUUCUCCGACAGUCCCAGCCUUCUCAUCUGUCCCAGGCUGUGGCAGCGCCAAGAACAGGUGCCCUCCCAGCCAGGCCCAGGCACUGCUGAUAGUGUAGCCCCAUGUGGCCCAGCCUUUUCUACAGAGGGUCCCCAAAUAAGGCCCAGGCAACCCAAGGGAAAGGAUUGGAGCAAGGCAGGAUAGGAAGCAGCAGGACCGUGGCCCUCAAGUGCUCUCCCCUACCCUGAGGAGUAAAUCCGGGAAGCUGAGGAACUGCCUGGCGGCAGGCUGAGGGGACAACAGUUCUCCCACCUUCAGGUAAUGCUGCUCUGCAGAGCAAACUUAAGAGUCACCCAGGCAUGCCCUGAGCCCAGCCAAGGGAGGAGCCAGCCCUUUAUAGGCAUGGGGCUGCUUCCCGUUAAUACACCCUCUGCCUCUUCCCCCUCAUACCUGCAGGGUUGGCUAAUGAGGGCCGUCACCAGGCCUCAGGACUGAGUCACCCACACCAGUGACAGGUCUCUUCCUUCCCCAACAACUGUUCCACAUGCCUGCCUUUCAAUUAAUUCCCACCCUCCCUGAGCUCCUCCCUCCCAGACACUUGGGGGAUGGAGCGGGGUUGGGGAUCCAGGCCCACCAGCUAGGGCUCUGAGGCCAUACGGCUGCGGGGGCAAAAGGAGGCAACUGGUGACACAAAGCAGGACUGCCCCCAGUCCUGCCCCCAGUCCUGCCCCCCUUCCCUCAGGGGAAUCCAAAGCUCCCCACUGCCCUGGGGUGUUGGCCACAGCUGGCCCAAUCCCGGUCCCCGGAUGCUGCAAUUACCUAAGAGCAUGAAACCCGGCUUCCCACCUGACUGAGUCACCUGAAAACAACACAUCCCCACUGCCGCAUACUGGCACAAACAGCCAAGCCACUAAUCAGAGUCCGGGAGCUGCGGCAGAGAGGCCUGGCCCCGCGCUGCCCUGAAGCCAAGGGCAGGGGCCGGGGAGGGAAGGUGAACUCAGGCCCACCUGGAGAAGCUGGAUGCUGAGGAAGCUGUACAGGCUGCCCUAGCACCUCAAGAUCCAGCUCUGGCACCUCAGGGAGCCCCCUGCACUUUGACUCCAGUAAGUGCUGCUUCUUCCUCUUGGGUUUUUUUCUCACUGCCCUAUCAAGUCACCAGGCCACUCCUGUCACUCUGGGAGACCCCUGUCACCAGGAACUCCCACCUCUCUGCUCUCCUGGACAAAAGCAUCCUCUUCCCAGGAUCUCCUCCCACCCUCCAAGAUGCUGGCCAAAAGUCUGUGCUUCUAGCCCACUAGGGCUGUCUCCGGAUUCUUGCCAUUUGCUGCUCCAGCAGGAACCUAAUGGUCCCUAGCUUCUCUUGAACUGGGCUGCUGAGGUACCAGGCUUGUCUGCUGGCUCCCCAGGGUGCCAUGGAGACCUGGCGGAAAGGCUCCUUCCGCAACGCCUCCUUCUUCAAGCGGCUGAGCCUGGGGCGGCCGAGGCGACUCCGGCGACAGGGCAGUGUGCUUAGCCAGGCGAGCACAGCUGGUGGGGACCAUGAGGAGUAUAGCAACCGAGAGGUCAUCCGGGAGUUGCGAGGCCGGCCAGAUGGUCGGCGCCUGCCUCUGUGGGGGGACGAGCAGCCCCGGGCCACCCUGCUGGCCCCACCCAAGCCUCCACGCCUCUAUCGAGAGAGCUCCAGCUGCCCCAACAUCCUGGAGCCCCCACCUGCCUACACCACUGACUACUCGGCCACCCUGCCCUCAGCGCUGUCCCUGGCGGGUGCCCUCCACCACUACUCUGAGGACAACUUUUUGGACACUCCCCCUUCCCAGAGGACACCUGCUCCAGACCUCAAUGAUCCCUUCUUCUCCUUCAAAGUGGACCUGGGGAUUUCACUUCUUGAGGAAGUUCUACAGAUGCUGAGGGAGCAAUUUCCAAGUGAACCUAGCUUCUGAAUGGGGUGCAGGUGGGCAGUGGUGGGGUAACUGGAAGAGCAGAAGCCUGGAGACCCAGGAAGGAGGGGUCAGUUCCAUAUGAAGAAAAAGAUAGGGAUAAGAAUCCAGGAUCCUGCCUGCCCUCCAGGUCCUGAACAGUCUUCUCUGUCACCCUGGAGCGGGGGGACAGAGGCACAGAGACAAGCUGGAAGUGCUGUGAGGGGGCACUUGCUGGCAGGAGCCCUGAAGGCAGUUGGCCAGGGUGGGAAAGGGAGGCCAUGCCUGUAACCAUAGAAAGCAGGCACAGACCAACAGGGGGGGAGUUGGGGAGAGGAGGAUAUAUGGACUGCAGAGAUCAGUCAGGUGCCCGGCACCAGCCCCCUCUGCAGCCACGGUUAACAGAGAGACAUCACAGGAUAGGUCUAGGCAAGAGCGGUUCAACCCAGGCCAAAGAGCAAAGUGGGAAGACCUGAGGGGAAAGCCACUGGCUACCUGUGGCUGUUCAAAUUGAAAUUAAGUAAAAUUAAGAAUUUAGUUCCUUGGUUGCACUGGCCACAUUUCAGAUGUCCAACAGCCACAUGUGACUAAUGGUACCACAGGACAGUGCAGGUUGAACACGGACAUCACCCGAGAAAGCCCUACUGGGCAGCACUGGUCUAGACCACAGCCUGGAGCCACAAGUGCCGCAGCACGGGGUGGUGGAGAGGGGGAGCUCAACAGGACCUGCAGGGGAAGGGAGGGGCUGGUGAGGCAUGCAGAGGGGCCGAGUUGUACUCUUAUACUUGGGAGAAAGCCAAACAAAUCAUUUGCAGAAAAGGGACAAAAGAAACAAGCCUCCAACGCAGCUGCCCACGGCACUCCCUGGUGCCGAGGCAGGUGGUGGUAGGGAACGCCAGCCCAAGGACAGACACAGCUUGCAAAGGGCUGCUUGGAGGAGUUCCCAGAAUUAUUAGUGAUGGGAACACUUGGGAAAUGUAGCAGCAAAAGUGGCAGAUUUCCUUUUCUGCCCAAAGAGCUUAGGAAGACUGGAUCAAGGAUGGACAUGAAAUUCGUGACUGUUACAGUCAAGGAGCUCAGCUAGUCUCCAGAAUCCUCCACCAGGAUUGGGGAGCUCUGCUUUGCCCACACCUGCUGAUGAAGGGGGCCUGCCAUCCAGCGCCGAGCCCACUGGUCAAGACCAAAGGUAUGCUACUGCCCCUGCCUUAUGGCCUGGACAGAAGACUUGAAACCAGAACACAAUGGGUCACAUGGUUCUGACCCUCCAGGCCUCUCUGAGCAUGGCAGAGGGGGAGAGGAAGCUUUGAUGCACACUGCUUUCAUACCCAGAUCUGUGUCUUCCCCCUUCCCUCCUCUGUGCGGACUUGUUGCUGAGUUGAAAGGCUCCCCUCUGGAUGCAGGAGAUAAUGAAUAAAGUUCUUUGUAACAUG